This is a messenger RNA of Lasiodiplodia theobromae, 960 nucleotides long. Its product is annotated as Lipase class 3. The transcript has 4 exons. The record is from RefSeq and is a predicted model, not a curated record. Gene Ontology annotation, biological process: lipid catabolic process. Lineage: Eukaryota; Fungi; Ascomycota; Dothideomycetes; Botryosphaeriales; Botryosphaeriaceae. Bases 1 to 960 code for a protein of 319 amino acids.
AUGUUGUCUUUCUUUACUCGUCUCGCUGCCGCUGGCCUUUGUGCCGCGUCCCUGGCAAAUGCUGCUCCAGCUCUUGCUGAGCAGUCCAGGAUCGAGCGGAGAGACAUCUCUCAGGAGCUUUUUGACACUUUUCAGCUGAUGGAGCAAUACGCUGCCGCCGCCUACUGCCCGGACAACAACGAUAGCCCUGACACCAAGUUGACCUGCGAUACCGGAAACUGCCCGCUUGUUGAGGCUGCGGAUGUCACGACCGUCAGCGAGUUUGAGAACUCUCUCAUUACCGAUGUCACUGGCUACGUUGCAGUCGACACUACCAACUCCCUCAUCGUCGUCUCCUUCCGCGGCUCCGGCUCCGUGCGAAACUACCUCGCCGACUUCAACUUCCCCACCGUCUCCGCACCCGAGAUUUGCACCGGCUGCCUGGCUUUCUCCGGCUUCUGGAUCUCGUGGACCGAGGCCCGCACCGGCGUGCUGGCAGCGGUCAAGGAGGCGGUCGCCGCGCACCCGUCGUUCCAGAUCGUCAGCGUCGGCCACAGCCUGGGCGGCGCCGUCGCCGUCUUCGCCGCCGCGGAGCUGCGCAACUCCAACUACAGCGUCUCGCUGUACACGUUCGGCCAGCCGCGCAUCGGCGGCUCCAAGAUCAGCGACUACAUCACCAACCAGGGCGACAACUACCGCAUCACCCACAAGAAGGACCCUGUUCCUAAGCUGCCGCCCAUCGUGCUCGGCUACGUGCACGUCAGCCCUGAGUACUACCUCACCGGCGCGAACGACGAGGAGGUGACGAUCGAUGGUAUCGAGGGGCCGCUCGAGGGGAGCGUUAACCUUAAGGGAAAUACUGGCAAUCUGGGAGUUGAUUUUGAUGCACAUGGAUGGUAUUUCGGCAACAUUUCGAUUUGUAGGCCGGAUGUCUUCGAGUUCAAGAAGAGGGAUGUUUUCAGCAUCCCGUUGAGGGUUUGA